UGCUUGGUAGUACUACAUCAGUAAACUCAGGUCCCAGCUUUGGAAACAACACUCACAGGCUCAGGCUCAGACACAGGGUCUAUACCUUCGUCUCCUUCACCUCCUCACCACAAGAUCAGGCUCCACUCCCCCACCUUCGCAUUCAUAGUCCAACGCUCCCUCCUCCCGUCCAGAACUCAUAUCUUUUAUUCUACUUGUACGAAACAUCAUUUCUAGGCGCUCUGUCACAUCUGCCUGGAUUUUUUUCAGUGUCAGACAUUACGUGGAAUGAUAGGAAAUCGACCCGCAGGAUUUGAAAUUUAUGGUAUCAUUACGCGGGGUGCUGAGGCCCUGAGUACUUAUGAGCAGUCAAAGAUCUUUGACCGGUCGAACCUUGAUUGGCAUGGUGCUGUUGCUGAAGGCGCGGCGCCGUGCUCGAUACUAGUGCCUCCAUUCGACUCUCUUAAACAUGGAUCCACAAACCUUCAUUCAUCUAUCAACCCUCUUCCAGUCUCAGAACUAUUUUUUGGGUGCCAUCAUUUCGACCAUAAUAAUCUCUCAUUGCUAACAGGGUUUGCGCUAGCAUCACUAAUGGUUUCUUGGGUCUACGAUUGUUUCCUAACCUUGGACCAGGAGGUAUCUUUGAUUCAUCGGCCACGGUGGAGUAAAGGAAGUAUUCUUUAUAUCAUGACGAGAUACAUACCAGCCUUGAUGCUCUCUGUACACUUAUUCAUGAACUAUCUCCCAAAUGAAAAAAUUGUGACUUGUGACAUUCUACAGUCAAUGUGGUAUUGUACUGCUGCAUUGUGCGUGACUGGUGCAGAAGGUAUCUUCAUGCUUCGUACCUAUGCAUUAUGGGGACAUAAGAGAUCCAUUCUGGGCCUUAUGUUGUCAACGGCACUCUGCCUGGCGAUCUUGAACGUGGUAAUAGCGCUGAAGGGUUGGAAACAUUCGAAAAUCCACCUAUCAGACAUAGGUGGCGGUUGUCGCUCACUAGACCACAACACGAAGGCUGCAUAUAAUUGGUCACUUCUAGCAGCAUUCGAGCUUGAGAUCAUGGUACUCACUAUAAUUCGUGUAUAUUGGGCAUACCGCGAAAGAGGGUGUCUGCUGCUCGAUAUCCUUGUACAACACAACAUUUUUUACUUCGGAACUGGGCUAACACUAUCGGUGCUCAAUAUUUUAACCAUUCAAUGGCUACCGUUUAACUCCUCAAAUAUGUUUGCAACAUUUCAGAUCGUCAUGCAUACGAUCCUCGUGACUCGGAUGCACCUACAGUUUUGCAACACCGUUUGCGACUCCCCUGAGUCCGGAACCACAUCACACUCUCGAUUGACAAAUAUUGAACUUCAGACGCGUUCGCCUUCGCAUUCGAAUGCAUGAUGAUUCGAUGGAAUGGGUACAUUUCAUCUUCAUUCAGACGUUUUUUUCUGUUGUGUUGCAAAGAAUCCGAGCUGCUGUUGGGCCAUCAGGAACAAGUGACGGAUGCAGGGUUGUAUAUAGUAGCUUGCUAGACUAACGAGUAAGAGGUGCAUAAAAUUGCUGGAAUUUACGCACGAGGUUUCUCAG
Suillus discolor is the source of this 1548-nucleotide messenger RNA. RefSeq lists its product as uncharacterized. NCBI's taxonomy places the organism in Eukaryota, Fungi, Basidiomycota, Agaricomycetes, Boletales, Suillaceae. The transcript is spliced from 16 exons. The record is from RefSeq and is a predicted model, not a curated record. The coding region runs from base 268 to 1362 and encodes 364 amino acids.